This is a messenger RNA of Pseudophryne corroboree (corroboree frog), 1325 nucleotides long. RefSeq names its product putative nuclease HARBI1. The transcript has 4 exons. The record is from RefSeq and is a predicted model, not a curated record. NCBI's taxonomy places the organism in Eukaryota, Metazoa, Chordata, Amphibia, Anura, Myobatrachidae. Bases 110 to 877 code for a protein of 255 amino acids.
GUCUGAAAUUCGGUAUCCUACAGCAAUACCACCAUUGACACAAUUCCUUGCUGUGUUACAUUUUUUGGCUACAGCCUCAUAUCAACAUGUUGUGGGAGACCUGGUUGGCAUGUCGCAGGGCCAGUUCAGUAAGGUCCUGCGGCGUGUCUGCCAGGCUUUCCUAAAGCGGGUGAAGCAAUUCAUUGAUAUGCCUUUGGAUGUUGGUGCCCUAGAUGUGGUGAAGCGGCAAUUUGAGGAAGGUGGUAGUCGCUUCCCACAUGUUAUUGGGGUUGUGGAUGGCACACAUGUUGCUAUUCAGCCACCAAGACAUAAUGAAGAAAUUUAUAGAAACAGGAAACUGUUUCAUUCUCUGAAUGUAAUGGUUGUUUGUGGGCCAUCCCUCCAGAUCCUUUCCCUGAAUGCCAAGUUUACUGGAAGUUCACAUGAUGCAUAUGUCAUUAGACAAUCAGGGAUAUGGCAGAGAUUAAGAGCAAGUCAACGAGCAGACAUGUGGUUAUUGGGAGACCGUGGAUAUCCUUGCACCCCCUGGCUCAUGACUCCUUACCGUAAUCCCAGGCCAGGACCACAGAUGGCAUUUAACUCCGCGCUUACUGCCACUAGGCAGCUGGUGGAGCGCACAAUUGGUGUCCUUAAAGGGCGGUUUCGUGUGCUCCACCGCACUGGUGGCGACAUCAUGUAUUCGCCGGAGAUGGCAAGUAAAAUAGUGGUCCUGUGCGCAAUACUACAUAAUAUCGCGGUAAGGAGUAGUGUAGAGCUUCCUCAGGCAGAGGAAUUGCCUGAUGAGGAGCCAGGGGUUGUUCGACACUUCGGUGGUGGGAGUGUUACACGGAGGGGGAGCCAAGUGAGGGCAAGGAUUGUUGCCGAAUAUUUCAGCUGAAUGAUCACACAAACUGUGGACAACAACAACGGCAGACCUCUCCGCCCCCUUCCCCUUCCCAGUCCCCCUCCCCUUCUCACUCCCCCUCCCCUUCUCACUCCCCCUCCCCUUCCCAGUCCCCCUCAUCUUCCCAGUCCCCCUCAUCUUCCCAGUCCCCCUCAUCUUCCCAGUCCCCCUCAGCUUCCCUGGCCCACACCACUUUACACUCCCCUUCUCACCACACCUCUCCAUCUCUUUCUGGGACCCCUUCUCCUCCUUCCCAUACCCCUUCUCCUUCAACUUCUAAAUCACCAUCUCUGCCCCCCUCACCCUCUAUUGGCUUAACUUUCUCUCCGCCCCCCUCGCCCUCUCAAUCAGACCCCCCCUCUGAAAUUCCAGCACCAAUCCAGCCUCCUUCCCCCAUCCAGCCUCCUUCCCCAAUCCCUCCUCCUUCCCCAAUCCCUCCUCC